AUGGCCUCUUCUUCAUCAUCGCGGUGUGACUGUCAAUCAAAAAAGUCAUGUAAAAAAGCUGGUAUUCUGUCAUGUGAUGGUUGCAAUAAUCGAUUCUGUCAAGAUCACAUAGUUGAACAUCGACAAGAAUUAGAAACCGAUUUUCAACGUGUAUUAAGUGAUCGAGAUUCUCUCUACCAUCAAAUAUAUUCAAAAAUGUCCGUUAUUGACUCUCAAGCAUUUGAUUAUAUAUCAAAAUGGGAAAAUGAGACUAUUGAAACGAUAAAAACAAUCGCUGAUCAGGCUCGACGAUAUGUGCAAGAUCUACUUGAUGAGAAGAGACACAAGAUAAUAAAGAGAUAUGAGCAAUUGUCGAUGGAACUUCGACAAAGAAAAGAAAAAGAUGAUUUUUUCGAACAGGAUAUUAAAAGAUUAAGUGAAAAAUUGGAGCAAGUGAAACUUGACUGUCAAGUGAAAGAUCUGCCGAAUACUGUAAACAUCAAAGCUCGAAAUGUCGAUUUUGAUAAUGUUUUUCAUACAAGGCUGGAAAUAGCGUUACAAAGAAUUUUGAAUGAAAAUAAUCUUCUAAAAACAAUCAAUAUAAAUAAUUCUUACGGAAAAGUAUUAGCAGCGUCUGAAAACUUUGUAAGUUAUCGAGAAAACGAUCAAUUAUGCUUUUUUAAUAAAACAAAUUUUCACACCACAACAAUGUUAUGGAAAUACAUUACUAGCGAUAUAUGUUGGUGUUCGACAAUUAAGCAGUUUUUCAUAUGGACUUAUGAAGGAGGAUUCACUUUGAGUGAAUCAUUGCGGAAGGAGAAAAAAAUUAAUCAACUUCCAGCAGCUGGUUUAUUCGGUGCUCAUUCUUCCUGCAUAUGUUAUAAUAAUAUAGUUUUGUUAUGUGAUGGACCCAGUAUUGAAUUAUGGGACAUUUCAAGUUGGACAAGCAUCAAGCGAUGGGAAAAUAAUGUUGAAAGAAGUGAAGAGAUUCUUUCUGUUAGAAUUAACGAGAAAGGUAUUGUUGGAAUGACUAUUGGUCCUAUAAAUUUUGGUGACAACUUAUCAAGACGUUUCGAAUUGCGCGAUUUGUUAACAAUGAAUAUUAUGGAAUCAGUUGAGAUUGAUACUCUCAGACAUCCUUGUGCUGUUGCUAUGCCAAAUGAUGAAUGGUUGAUAUUGGGUUACGAUAAAACGACUAUAUUAUUAAUCGAUAAAAACUGUAAUAUAGAAGAGAAAAUCGACUAUCAGGUGGCAUUAAAAAGCGCUUUUGUAACCAAUACCAACAUUUUGAUCAUUCGAAUAAAAGAACCAUACCAGCUUCGUUUCUAUCAACUGUAG
Molecule: messenger RNA, 1317 nt
Organism: Didymodactylos carnosus
Lineage: Eukaryota; Metazoa; Rotifera; Eurotatoria; Philodinida; Philodinidae
Source: the annotation of a GenBank genome assembly